CUCGAUUGCCUUCUACAUGCUCAUAAUGCCAUUGUGCCCUGGUCAAAGUCACUUGUUACACCCACACUGGUAGAGAAAACAGCAAGUGUAGCUGCCUGCAUCAUCACAAACAGGUGGGCCAGGUGAUAGUGGAUUGGUUAUGGAAAGACGUCAAGUAAGAGGCGGAGAUAUGGGUGAUGUCAGGCGAAAAUCAACCCCAGGAACUCUCCACCGGAACCAAAAACAUGCUACGGAGACAGAAUUAAAGCAUACACCAGAUGCUAAAUCUAAUCGCCAUCAACACCACCACUCUGAUAUCUUCUCCUACACCCUCCCCUCACACUCUGAAACCCUUUUCAAUCGUUUACAAAGCCUCUGGGAGGAAAAACUACUCCUGGACUGCACCUUUACCCUGAAAGGAAACUCCUUCCACAGUCACAGGAUCGUGCUGGCAGCUAGCAGCCAAACCCCCAACGCAUUUAUAGGUUCAAAACAAAUGUCUGAAGCAGCGAAUUGUUUGUCCCCCAUUGGCUUGAGGGCAGCUUUGGAGUUUGCAUAUACUGGACGUGUGGCCGUGGACUUGAGUAAGGAGGGGGUGAUGGAGGAGGUGCUGAAUGCUUGUCAGUGUCUAGGGAUGGAGAGGCUGAUGGAAAGGUGCACAUCAAAGGUCACGACCUCUGUGGCAACAGAGAGAGACAAGAGCAUUCGGGUCAUUAAGGACAUGUGGGAGAGAGGGGUAGGGUGUGAUAUCACAAUACAAGCAGAAACUGGAGAGAGCUAUUCAGCACAUCGCGUAGUAGUAGCAGCAGGUGGGGACUAUUUCCGGGCGCUGCUGUGCGGAGGGUUACGAGAGUCACGUGAGGAUGUUGUAUGCCUCCGAGGGGUGCCAUCUUGGGUGAUUGAAUCCAUACUAAGGUUCAUCUACACAGGUCAGCUAAGACUGAGCUGGAACCGGGUUUGGGAGAUCACAGAUGCACUGAUUCAGUUUCAGCUGGAGGGGGCGCUCUCGCUGUGCAUCAACUUCCUGCAGGAGAGAAUGGAUGAAAGCACCUGUCUAGAUGUGCUGGUCCUGGCUGAGAACUAUGGGCUGGUGCAGCUGGGACAGGCUGCAGAGGAGUAUACCCUAGCCCACUUUCAGUGCAUCUCUGGUUGGGAGAAGAUCAAGGAUAUCCCCUGUCCCCUCCUGGACAGACUGCUUGAGAAGGACUCACUGUGUGUGGAGAGUGAGAUUGUUGUAUUCCGGACAAUAGUGAGCUGGGUUGAAGACAACCUUAAAGAAAGACUCCCGUGUCUGCCAGGUCUACUCCUCCGAGUUCGUAUCCCCCUUCUCAACUACUCUGACCUCCAGGAGGCCCUAAGCUGCAGCCUCUUAUAUAGGAGCCCCGGGACCAGAGUGAUAUUAAAGGCCCUUAAAAGUUUUACAGAUGGACAUUAUAAAGGACCCGAAUGCCGACCUCGUACUGCAAACCAGGUCCUGGUUUUAGUUGGUGGCGAUACUGUUGAUGAUGAAUUCCAGAAGAGGGUUCCCAGCCAGAUGUUGUGGUUCGCUCAACAGUUCCACCGUGGGCCUGGCCUAAUCAGAAGCAUAGACUGGAAACAAUAUGCAAAGGUCCCUGAACCGGCCCGCUUCAGACACUGCGUCUGUCUCCUCAACAACAAACUCUACAUCCUGGGAGGACGGAAGUACUAUGGAGCCUUGGAUAUCCUUAAGUCUGCAGUGAGGUUUGACCUGACGCAUUGUAAAUGGGAACUGCUGCCUGACAUGCUGUGUCAAAGGGACUACUUUUCUGCUGUGUGCGUGGACGGGAAGGUUUUUGCAAUCGGCGGAAACCGUGAUGAUAGCCAGUACCAGGACACUGUGGAGUACUACACUCCUGAAGAGAACACCUGGAGGCCAGCUCACCCCCUGAAGACAGCUGUCUGCGGUCACGCUGCAGCUGUACUGGAUGGGCAGAUCUACAUCUCCGGUGGCUGUGACCCCCAUCACAGUUGCCUCUCCUCUAUGUGGAACUACCACCCUUCGCAUGGCUGUUUUCCAAGAGCACCCAUGACGGCGGGAGCUGGACGUGCCGGCCACAUCAUGCUAGCAUACGGGAGGGGGCUGGUGGUCGCUGGAGGGCUGCAGCCAUUCCGGAUGGGCUUUGAAGACCAACUCCUCUGUGAGAUCUAUAACCCAACACAUGACACCUGGUCCUCUUUCCCCACCCUGCCUCGACCACAUCUGUGCCCAGGAGCAACUGUGCUUGAUGGACGGGUGUAUGUGGUGGGAGGGUCUUCAGCAAACACAGCUAGGGAUACUAACUGGGUGCAUUGCUAUGACCCCAAGGAGGAAUGUUGGGAAAAUCUAGGUGCUAUGCCAUACCCAUACGCUGAUCUCGCAGCAUGUUCCCUGCCUUUUCCUGACCUGGUUAAUUAGGAUUAGAGUCCUUUAAACAUAUUCUGAAGAAACUUAAAUGCCUAGCAUGAGUUUAUGAACUACGAUAAACAAACGUUGUUUUUUGGGUUUUCUUUUAGAAGUAGUAAAUACAUCCAAUGAUGACCUCAGUAAGUGAACAAUGAUAUUAUACUUGCCAAACAAAGACAGUGAAGCAUAGGUCAAUUUUACAUUGCAGACCUGCAGGCUUAAAAAUAUUGAUUUGCUCGCACUUCUCAGGGCUGGCGAGAACUGGAGCAUGGACUGCACCUGCAGCAAAGAGGAAAAGACUGAAGGCUGGUUCACAGCUAAAUACAGCAGAGGUGAACUGAAGAACUGGCAAUGAGUGGGAGAGUUGCAAGCCCUUAAAUAGAGUUCCAGGCUUGAAUGCAUGACUGGAAGCAGGUGAGUUAGUAGCUCAGGCCUCACAUAUCGCACUUUAGCGCCUCCCAUUAGCACACCUUAGACCAGUGAUUCCCAACUACUGUGCCAUGACACAUGGCCCAUGAGAAAUUACCAGUUGUGCCACUGGAAAUUAUCCAAUUUCACUGGUCAGAUAUAUCUACAUAUAUAUAUAUAUAUAUAUUAUUUUUUUUUUUUUUUACUGCAAAAAAUGAUUUGUCUGUGCCAGCAAGAUAUAUUGACAGGCAGAACAAUUAAAUUGUCUUCCACUAGGUGGCACAUGGGGGAUGGUGGAUAAUUACGUUUUUUUUUUUUACAACCGCUAUGACCCAUUUGUCAGAACCUUACACAAUUUUUUUAAACUGUUAACGUACAUCACACCUGAAACACACAAUCCCCAAACAGUUAAUUUCAUGCUCAAAAUCAUGCAGUGUAACUAAACACAGACACAUAUUUCCAAAAUACAAUAAUACACUAAUACAGUUCACCAAAUCUACCAAAGCACUGACGUUGACACGUUGUUUUCCAACAGAAACAUUUAAUCAGUCACAGCACAGUGUCAUAAAAACACUGACAACUGACGGAAUAACACAAACUGAAUCACUUUACAUGUGUCAAAUCUACUUUUUUCCUUUUUCUUUUGCAAUCAACAGAUUAUUGUAUUGAUCAUACAUGUAAAUUAAUGUUUGCCAUUCAGCAACAGAAAAAGUUGUCAUGUCACUGUGAGACAGUGGUGACAGCAGUGGAUAAAUACUUGAAAAGCAAAAGCACUCAAUCCAAACUGAGUCCUGGAGGAAAUUCUGACCCAAAUGAAGGCCCUAGUAUGGGUAGUGGCCAGAAGAAAUUAAAAAAAAAAAAAGUUGAGCUCAAGACAAUACUAUUAAAGUUCUCUUUCCUUUGGAUUUCCUUUUACUGAGCCAUGGUUCCAAGUAGACUUAAAUGCCAUCUCCAAACAAAACACCCUUCCCUUCAAAACAAAAACACUGUUGUUCAAUUGUUUAACUGCGUGAAUAGACUGUGAAAGAUGCAGCUUUAUACCAUAUGAUGGUGACGAAUGAGAGAGCUCCCAAGGCUAGUUAUCAAGUUGCUGAAAUUAAAUGUAAAGUGUAAAUGAGCUGGGCAUUUAAAGCAUGACAGUCAUAAAAACUAAAAAAAGACAGAGACUCAGAGCCGUUAAAGAAGAUCUUUUUGUGUGUCUUUCCUCAAUUCCUGUGAGUGUAUCAGCUUUGUGUUAACUAAACAGGCCCUGAUUUCACAGAGAUUUCACAGAGAGCAGAUGAUCAUUGUUUCAUUAUUUGUACUUUUUGUGACAUUUUUACUUGGUGGCCUGCCAUGGGAUUUAUCUAAUGUAAAAUAUGUACCAUGCCUCAAGAAAUUUUGGGAAACACAGACAGGAACACAGCAGUGCUGACCAGCAGGGGGGGCACCAGAGGGCGCUGCUGUGCAGGGGAGGAUUAUAAGCUUCCAUAUGUUUUCCUGUGUCAAAAAUGUUGUUUUGCAGUUAAUAAAUAAUAAACUUCGUCCCCAAUUAAA
Messenger RNA from Mugil cephalus (flathead mullet), 4327 nucleotides. Its product is annotated as kelch-like protein 33. The record is from RefSeq and is a predicted model, not a curated record. Bases 140 to 2395 code for a protein of 751 amino acids. NCBI's taxonomy places the organism in Eukaryota, Metazoa, Chordata, Actinopteri, Mugiliformes, Mugilidae. The transcript has 7 exons. Gene Ontology annotation, molecular function: protein binding.